CCCAUCCUCUUCCUUUACUCCAUGCAUUAAAACCCAUCAUCACAGCAGACAAUCAACCUAACAAAAUGAUCACUUUCCUCAACCUCCCCCGUCCCAUCAGGGAGCAAAUCUACCGCUACGUCCUAGUGAUGGCCCGCAUCUUCGUGCGCCCCUUCAUCUCCAUGGACUAUCUCUUCGACCCCAACCGCGUCGAAACCUACGGCUCCCCCACGCUCUCUCUCCUCUCCGUCUGCAAGCAAAUCCACCACGAAGCCACCCCCAUCUACCUACGCGAGAACACCUUCUCCAUCGUCCACAUCGACCUCCUCGCCGCCGCCUGCCGCGAAUUACCUCGCAUUGCCCACAACCUGGCCUCCAUCCGCCACCUCGAGCUCGUCUUCGACUGCCGCGAUUACAUCUACUUCUCGCAGUUCGUGGCCGAGCAGCUCCCCUCCAUCUCAUAGGCUAUCGACGCCCAGUCCUCGAGCUACUUGAAAGUCGCGGCCCUGCGCGCCCUGGGCGUCAUGCACGCCGACUUCCCGUCGUCGGGGCUCCGGCGUUCGCGAUCAUCCAGCACCGUGUCUAUGGAAUCCGCCCCCUCGAUGUCGCAUGACCGCCACGUCGAGAGUAUGAAGGAAUAUCUGUGGGGACGGACGCUGACCUUUGUGCGGCAGAUGUUUCGGCUGGCUUCGCUGAUGGUCGAUCUGAGGCAUUGUACGUGUGUCGAGGGGUGUUGUCGGUUGGCGGGCGAGGUGCUGGGCUGGGGCUGGUUUCGGCGCUGGGUGAAUGGCAUGCCGGCGCAGGUGCAGGUGAGAGGGGUAUCUAGGGACGAGAAGGAAGUUAUUGCGAGGAUCCUCGACGGGCAGAGGUUUCA
Molecule: messenger RNA, 853 nt
Organism: Aspergillus steynii IBT 23096
Lineage: Eukaryota; Fungi; Ascomycota; Eurotiomycetes; Eurotiales; Aspergillaceae
Exons: 1
Coding region: 66-443 (125 amino acids)
Source: RefSeq, a predicted model, not a curated record